Messenger RNA from Boleophthalmus pectinirostris (great blue-spotted mudskipper), 3514 nucleotides. RefSeq names its product zinc finger protein 33B-like. Lineage: Eukaryota; Metazoa; Chordata; Actinopteri; Gobiiformes; Gobiidae. Gene Ontology annotation, molecular function: DNA-binding transcription factor activity; RNA polymerase II cis-regulatory region sequence-specific DNA binding. Gene Ontology annotation, biological process: regulation of transcription by RNA polymerase II. The transcript is spliced from 4 exons. The record is from RefSeq and is a predicted model, not a curated record. The coding region runs from base 130 to 1470 and encodes 446 amino acids.
GAGCUCUCUACAAAAACAUCUGAAUCUCAGCUUACCUCGAGCCUCAUUUCUGACGCUGUUUUACCUUUUACGCAGCGCAAACACGUUCAUAUGCGCCUUUUCCCUUCGUAGGAACUUUAAUGAGCAAACAUGGCGACGUGCGUGCCGUUCCAGAGCCAGUUAUCGUCCAUCCUGGAGGUUCUGGUGCGUUCGGCCGUGGCACAGAUCUCCAAACUGGUGGAUGAAAAAUGCGCUUUUCUGCACCUGGAAAUCUCCCGAAAGCAAAAUGAGAACGAGAUGCUCAAACGGAGGCUGCAGGCGGCGGAGAGCAAGAACGCGCUGCUACAACAAGGAUACGCAGACAAAUACCUGGAGAGUGGCAUCUCUCUGGACACCAGUGCACCUGUGCAAGGAGAAAUCAAGUUUCCAGACCUUCUCGAGAACAGCUCUGCUCCGUUCACCGUAAAAGAGGAGAGUCCAGACGACCUGUGGAUCAGUGAAUCUACUCACAGCACUGGUUCUUCCAUACAAUUUGUGACCACCUCAGCUUCCGACAGUCAGCGCUUUGAAAAGAACUGUCAAAUCACCCCAACAGAGGUCCCCACGCCACAGAAAAACAUGGACAUAAGCCACUCGUACAACCCGUCCCACCACAACAUGAACCAAAACUUCACCGUAAAAACCGAAAAAGAGGAGGACCAAUCAGGAUUCAACCAGGACAGUUGCCAACACAGCACUGGAAAACCUCAACCAGCAAAUAUUAACAGCGACUUUACUAUGGACGAACGCAACAGCCAACUCUGGUCUUCAAUUAUGGACGGAAACGAAAUAGAUUCCAGUUUUCCGGAUUUUUCUAGCGUUGUUGACGAGUAUUCAAACACGUUUUCGGACCAGACCGACGCCGUGGCUAAAGCCGGCAACGCCCAUCAAGUCCAGCCGCAUUGUAACGGGGUUUUCAACAGUGAAUUUUCCAAGGACACGUCGCAAAUGGCAAAUUUUCAAGCUGGAAUUUCGAACAAUUUGCACAAUACACAUUUACAAGAAAGAGAAAGUGAUGAUAGAUCUAUUUUAAACCAGGGAAGUGAUAUUUUUGAACAGAGUAGCUAUAGUUCGCAGCAAAACUUUCAAAAUAAGACAGUUUCAGUGACUCGGGGUUACUCUUGCAUGCAGUGUGGGAAGACUUUCGGCCGUUUACACCAGUUUAAGUUACACCAGCAGAGUCACAAGAGAAAGAGAGCCUUUUGGUGCACCGUUUGUGGUAAAAGUUUCAUGUGUUCGUCCCAUUUGAGGAUUCACCAUCGCACCCACACCGGAGAGAAACCAUUCGGCUGUUCGGUCUGUGGGAAGAGGUUCACACAGCAGAGCAGCCUCAGGGUGCACCAGAGGACUCACAGCGGAGAGAGACCUUACAGCUGUUCAGACUGUGGCAAGACAUUUAUUCUUAUGCACCAUCUCAAGAGGCAUAAAGUUAUUCACACGUACAAUGGAUAGACGCGGUUUGAACUGGUCCUUUCAGUUAAUGGAUGAAAACUGAAAUGCCCUAACAACUACAAAUACGGUAGCCACGCCCGUCUGCUUGUGUCCAUGGAGAUAUUAAUGCCUUGUAAUGUUCCACAGUAUCUUAAAAAAUGAGUGAGACCUUACAGCUGUUCAGACUGGGGCAAACCCUUCAUACUAAUGCAUCAUCUCAAGAGACAUAAGCUUAUUCACACGUGCAAUGGGCAGAAAAUGUGUCGUUAUAAACAGGGUUUGAACUGGCUACCCUCAAGUUAAUGGGUGAACACUUAACCGACUGUGACAGACGCUUGUUACAAGUGAAAGGUAAAUUUACCUGUGUGACGUUUCAGUAGGGGGUCUGAACUGCUUGUCUUCAUGGAAAUAUUAAUAACUUAUGAGUAAUGUUCCACAGUAUAGCAUUAAAACAGCUCUACCUGACGUUUUCAUCUUAAAAAUGUGAAAAACAGAACUAAUCGAGACAUAUCUUACAGCUGUUCAUAGUUUGGCAAGACAUUUAUUCUAAUGCACCACCUGAAAAGGCAUAAGAUUAUUCUCACGUACAGUGGGUAGACGCGGUUUGAACUGGUUACCUUCCAGUUAAUAGGUGAACGCUUAACUGGCUUUGAAAUACACCAAAAAAGAAAAAUAAGGCCGCGAAACUUGAAAGUGCAUUGUGUAACAUUUUUGUUGGGAAGCCCGUCAGCUUGUGUCCAUGGAGAUAUGAAUGCUUUGCAAUGUUCCACAAUUCUGUCUUAAAAAACGAGAGACCUUACAGCUGUUCAGACUCUGCACCAUCUCAAGAGGCAUAAAGUUAUUCAAUAGGGAUGCAAUGAUAUUCGAUAUAAUACCAUAUCAUUCGAUACUGGUGUCACGAUUCGAUAAACGCGUUCGGUCGAUAUGAACAUGUCCCUCCAUGUGCGCUGUGCUGUCAUUUAUUUUGUUUAUCUAUCUGUUAUUGCAGCGUCCUCCUCAGGUGCAGCAGAAAACAGCUCUGUAGGGACUUACAGCUGAAAUAUUCUAACAGAGGAGGGUUUGAGCUUUCAGACAGUUUUUAUUUUACGUUGAUAGACUCAGGAAUGACAAAGGUAUGAACUUUUAAUCACUUAAGAAUCGCGUUUGGCUUUACAUCGACUUUAAUCAAAUGUGCUUGUAUACACACCUGCAACGGGACACGCAAUAUACGCAAUCUUUUUCUUAGACUCUAUUUCAUAAGUUUUACUCAGAAAAUGAUCUGUUGACACAUUUCCUUGUAAUGUAAUCUAGUUUGAGUGUUCAGAAAGGAGAUGAGAGAGACUGUAACAGGACAGUGUGGGAGGAGCUACUGUCUGUCUCUGCUGCUGCUGGAGACGAGGCAGAGCAGCACCGACACAGGAGUCUGUGUGAAGGCAGCGAGACUUAGGAGGAAAAGAAAUCACCAAAUCAUCAUCAAAAAAGGAAAAGUCUGAUAGUGUAGCUUCCCUACCAGUCUAUAUUAAGAUGAGACUGACUCUAUUAUGAAAUAUAAAAUAGUCCUAGAAAGCUCUGUUCUUAUUUUUACUGAAUAAAAAUCCUGUGAAUCAUUGAACCAAAUGAACUAAAACACUUCACAUGUAAACUACAGCUGUAACAGUAGUUGUACUGUAGUGUUUUGUGUGUAAUGUAUGUAUGUUUCAUUAACAUGAUGCUGUUAUUAUAUUAUAGUCAUUAGCAGAAAAAAAUUACAUGAGAUUUUUCUUUUCCACAUCUUGAAACGUUACAAAAUUGAAUCAAUAUUGCGACCUGUGUAUCGAAUUGUGGGAAAACAGUUUCGUUGCAUCCCUAUUAUUCACACGUACAAUGGGUAGAUGAGAUUUGAACCUGUUAUCUUUCAGUUAGUGAGUGAACACUUUACCAACUGUGAAAGUGAUGCCCUGCCAACAAAAAAUAAGGUUACAGUAAACAUGAUGUAACUUUUCUGUUGGGGUCUGUCUCCAUGGAGAUUUGAAAGCCUUGGGUGUCAUGUUUUUAUCAUUGUACAAAAUCUGGUAUAACGCUUAUAAUCUUAAAAAUGUGAAAAACA